Ascoidea rubescens DSM 1968 is the source of this 585-nucleotide messenger RNA. RefSeq names its product mitochondrial 54S ribosomal protein uL29m (gene MRPL4). Gene Ontology annotation, molecular function: structural constituent of ribosome. Gene Ontology annotation, cellular component: mitochondrial large ribosomal subunit; mitochondrial ribosome. Gene Ontology annotation, biological process: mitochondrial translation. The record is from RefSeq and is a predicted model, not a curated record. The transcript is spliced from 2 exons. Lineage: Eukaryota; Fungi; Ascomycota; Saccharomycetes; Ascoideales; Ascoideaceae. The annotation marks the transcript as partial.
CAUGGACACAAGUACAAGUUGAAAGCACCAAUUACUCCUAGUUCCAAGUUUAUCAAGGUGAAAGAUGACCACCCACUAUGGCAGUUUUUCCACAAUAAAAAGUACCAACGAUCUACAGGUGAACUCGAUCAAACAGGGAGACCAUGGACAGUGCCAGAACUACGAAGAAAGGAUUUCAAUGAUCUCCAUAGUUUAUGGUACACAUGUCUUAAAGAGAGGAAUAUCCUCGCGAGAGAGCAUUAUCUUUACAAGAACGAUUUCAGAUCCGAUGUUGAUCUAUUUGAAAAAGCAUCGGAGGAUAUCAGGACUACAAUGUGGAGAAUUCGAUAUGUUUUAGGGGAAAGACAAAAGCUUUUUGAGAAUGCCCAGGGCAAUUUUGAAUCUGGAAACAAAAAUAGUAAUGAUAAUGGAGAUAAAAAUAGUAGCUUUGUUGGGAAUGAAGAGGGUACUACAGAAUUGUACAAUCAACUAACCAGGUUGAAUGAAGCUUUAUUCGAUAUAAAGUCUAAUGUUUUUGAAAACUCAGCAAACGAAAAUUUAUUGGAGGGAAUCUUAUUCAAUGCCAAUUUUAAAUUGAAGAAAUUU